This is a messenger RNA of Clavispora lusitaniae ATCC 42720, 2424 nucleotides long. RefSeq lists its product as uncharacterized. NCBI's taxonomy places the organism in Eukaryota, Fungi, Ascomycota, Pichiomycetes, Serinales, Metschnikowiaceae. Gene Ontology annotation, cellular component: Golgi apparatus; early endosome; plasma membrane. Gene Ontology annotation, biological process: chloride transport; transmembrane transport. The record is from RefSeq and is a predicted model, not a curated record. Gene Ontology annotation, molecular function: voltage-gated chloride channel activity.
AUGCUGGCAUCUGAUCCAAUUCGUCUUACCACAGUCCAAUACUCGGAGACAGACGAAAUUCCCAUAGUGGGGGAAACCUGGAACUCACCAAAGUACGAGGACUUCACAUUCAUCGACUGGAUUCGAGAAUCUGGCGCCAAGCGACGAGAUCAAAGCGCUUCGAAAAAAUGGAUUGUUUUAAUGCUCAUGGCCGUGCUACUGGGAUACACCACAGCCUUUAUUGAUUUGGUUUCUGCUUCCCUUCACGAUUUGAAAAAGGGACUUUGUCUAUCCAAGUUGGAAAAAUGGUCUCUCCUAAGUCCAUAUCUGACAUGUCCGGCUGAAGAUUGGUAUGACUGGCUGGAGUUGAUGAUCAACCGCGAUGGAAAAGUUUCCAAUGCCAUCAUAAACUUUCCCAUCUACUUGUUCUUUGUGCUACUUUUCGUGGGAUGUGCAGCAUACAUCAAGGAGAAAAAGGCUCCGCUUCUCAGGCAAUCGGGAAUUCCCGAGAUGAAGCUCAUCAUUGCGGGUUUGAAUUACCAUCUAGAUGCGUUUUUGGGAGGGCUGUCCUUUCUCUUCAAAGUAUCAGCUCUCAUCUUUGUGGUUAGCUCUGGCCUUUGGCUCGGAAAAGAGGGCCCAUUAGUACAUGUUGCUAGUUGUGUUCUCUCAAUCUGCCUCAAAUAUGUUUGUGGUCAGAAAGUGUCAGAGGGAUUAAAACGGGAACUACUUGCGGCAGCAACGGCAACGGGUAUUGCCGUGGCUUUUAAUGCGCCAAUUGGCGGUGUUUUGUUUGUGGUAGAGUUAUUUCCGACGUUUUUCAUCCCAACAAAAAUCAUGUGGAACUCCUUUGUAUGUGCUACAGUGGCCUUGGUGGCUCUUUCAGGCUUCAAAGUAUUUACAGACGGCCAAGACUUCCACGAGGAAGACCUUUUCCAAGUUCUGUUUGGUAAUUUCAACUGGCUCUUCAUGGAAAGCAUUCCAUUCAUAUUCCUAGGAUUAGUGGGUGGGUUUUUUGGCUUCAUUUUCACAAAGGCAUACGUCGCUUUCUCAAGACCAGCUUACAAAAACCGCCUAUGGCAAUUCCUUUCCUCUACUUUCAAAGUGAGCGAAUCCAAGGGUAAGUAUGCUGAAAUUUUUCUUUUAGCGCUUGCAACGGCCGUUUUAACAUACUUGUCCCCCCUAACAAGAAUGUCCUUGGGUGCUUUCCUCAAAUUGCUUUAUACAGAUUGUCCUGCUGAUCUGUCGGCAUCAACAAAUAACUCAACCAACUUCAUUUGUCAGGGAUCCUCUUUUUCCACAGUGUUAAGCCUUGCGUAUGUUGUGGCACAAGGCUUUGUUUUAUCAACCUACUCAUACAGUGUCGGACUUCCGGGUGGUGUUCUUAUGCCGUCUCUUGUCCUUGGAGGUGCAACAGGGAGGUUAGUGGGCAUAAUCUCCAAAGCUAUUCAAAAUGGCAUAGAGUCUGAGAAUUGGGCCACAUGCACAGCAAAAUCUUGCAUCGUUUCUCCAUCUUCUUAUGCUGUUGUAGGCUCGGCUGCCUUCUUCACUGGAAUCACCAAACUUUCUUUUUCUGUGGUGGUUAUCAUUUUUGAAUUGACUGGUGCUGUGACUUAUGUGUUGCCCAUUAUGGUUGCAGUUAUGACAUCUAAAUUUUUCAAUGACUGGCUUUGCGAGGAGAAUGUGUAUGAUGCAUGGCUCAAUCAUGAGUUCAAUGUAUCGGAAUACGAUUAUAUUCAUGAGGUCAACGCUAACAAGGGAAAUGGGCUAUGUGAGUUUUCGUCAAAAUCGGUGGGUUUCAAAGAAAAGCUUCCAGAUGUGGCAGUAUCAAAGGCAAUGAUGCCCUUGUCGAGAACAAAAUGCCUUCACAUUUUCCCCUCAGAGCCAUAUUCAUUGACUGGGUUGUACGCCUUCAUGUCUGACGAUUCUCAGGAGGGAUACCCAUUAAUAGCCAACGACAAGGAACCGGUCAGCUUGGGCUACGUUGCCAAAAGAGAUUUGUAUCAGCUGCUUCAACAAACUUUCGGUAAUUUGCAGUCACCAACUGCACUUGUGUGUCUCCGAGUGAAAGUACCCGAAAAUAUGAGAGAAAAGCAGAUGGAGUUUGAAGAGUCAUUAAUCAACGUCUACGCAGAGUUGCAUGUGGUCCCUGUGGAUGCACAAGAUUCGGUCAUAGUUGCUAAGGACACUACGCCUCUUGUAGAGGUGAUUGAAUUAUUUGAGAUCAUGCAUUUGAACUAUCUCAUUCUAAUGGAUGAGAUCAACAACAGUUACAUGUCUGGGUUUAUUGACCGCUUCACCUUGGCUCAAGAAUUGGACCUGGCGUUUGAAAACAUCAACGAUGACCUUGACUCUAUCGCAGAUGAAUUUGGAAUUCACGACGAAGAUCUAGAGGACGAUUAUCGUCAACCAAGAAGGCGACAUAAUCGCGUGAAGUUGAUCACGUAG